Messenger RNA from Drosophila miranda, 1710 nucleotides. RefSeq names its product protein THEM6. The transcript has 3 exons. Lineage: Eukaryota; Metazoa; Arthropoda; Insecta; Diptera; Drosophilidae. The coding region runs from base 600 to 1418 and encodes 272 amino acids. The record is from RefSeq and is a predicted model, not a curated record.
GGUUUUUCCUGUUGUGGCCAACGAACAGAUAGGAAAACAUAUAGGAAAUAUCGUUAUUCCAGCAGCUGUCCCCAAGAAAAUUGGGGGUUGUCGGUUGUCCUGCACACAGGACCGUGCGCCCGUGCGCCCCUGUGCCCGAGUGCCCGUGUGUGUCCGUGCCAUCCAAUCAAUCCUUCCCUUCAAUCACCUGAUGAGGGUCCCGGGUUUCGAGAGAUGUGUUCGGCGGAAGAAAUGACCUAAUUUUUGUGUGGCUGUAGCGUAGCCAGGACACAAACCAGCAACAACCUCCCCCCCGCCCAUUCCAAGAAAGAAAACCCGCAAUCCCCCCCACAGCACAAAAGGCACUUGACUGGUUUCCUCCUACAUCCGUCUCCUCUAAUUAGAUUCCCAUUUUGAUUGGUAUUCGUUCUCUCUCCACCGCAUUCCUUUUUUAGUUACCGGAACUGUUCUAGCACCAAGGCCCCGGGCCCGCACGCACCCAGCCCACCGCCCAACGCGCCCAACGCAUACCGUCUACGUCAGGGCCACAGCCACAGGCCACCGCACCAGCCACAGAGAGUCGAGUCACCUCCAUCCAUCCAGCAGCAUCUGCUCGAGCCAUGGAGCAGCUGUGCUACCUGGCGCUGAGCUGCCUCCUGGUCAUCGUGGUCCUCUAUGGACUGCUCGAGCUGCACUACUUCCUGCGCAUGUGCGUUUGUGUGGUGCUGGCGCGUUUUGUGAAGCGACGCUGCCACAUACUGGACGCCACCACGGUGAACGGUCUAUGCCUCACCAACGAUGUGGACACGCUGCUGUACCACAUGAACAAUGCCCGCUACUUCCGGGAGCUUGACUUUGCCCGCGUGGACUUCUACGAGCGGAGCAGUCUGUAUCGCACCAUUACGGGCAUGGGGGGAUCCGUGUUCCAGGGAGCGGCCACCAUACGUUAUCGUCGUUUCAUACGACCCUUUCAUCGCUUCAAAAUCGUCUCCAGGAUCGUGUACUGGGAUGACCAGUCGCUGUUCAUGGAGCACCGUUUCUUGCGGCCCUCGGACAAGUUUGUGCACUGCAUAGCCAUUUGUCGGCAGCGCGUCAUUGACGUGUCCAUGGAUGCGGUGAUGGCAGAGCUACUGCCGCGGACGGCCUCGGACCACUUCCGGCCAACGGAACGGGAACGGCACGUGGCCCCCGUUUCUGGGGCUAGCCUGCAGCCGAUGGGCGCAGCCGGGGGUAUCAGCAAUCCCGCGAUGGACCAAUCCUCUCUGGCGGAGAACGGACAUGCAGCAGCGGCAGCGGCAGCGGCAGCGGCGACAACACCAACAGCGACGGUGACGGCGCUGGGGCACUGCGCAAAGCUAAAGCCAUCGCUGCCGCCGGAUCUGUCCAAGUGGAUCGAGUACAAUGACAUGUCCAGCAAGAAUCUACGCAGCGGCUGCUGACGGGAAAGUGGAACCCGUCGCCUCUCCUGAUACGUUUCGCGGCUGUUAGCUAAGAAAAACAAACUGUGCUACUCGUACUAUGUAUACAUUAUUAAGUGGUCCAAGCGACCCUAGGCGUAAGUGUCCGCCCCUAAGCCGUAGCUUUAUCUAAUGUAUGAUGAUCAUGAUUCAUGUUUGAACCAAACCCAAACCCAAGCCCAAAUCCAAGACCCCACCCCCAUUGGUAGUCCCAAGUGUGUGUAAGAUUAUGAUGUACAAUGAUUGUGUUUAGUAAAACAAAAGAAAAACUCUC